Messenger RNA from Puma concolor (puma), 1054 nucleotides. It is a transcript of the gene PSMD7, whose product is annotated as proteasome 26S subunit, non-ATPase 7. Gene Ontology annotation, molecular function: protein binding; metallopeptidase activity. Gene Ontology annotation, cellular component: proteasome regulatory particle; proteasome complex. Gene Ontology annotation, biological process: proteasome-mediated ubiquitin-dependent protein catabolic process. NCBI's taxonomy places the organism in Eukaryota, Metazoa, Chordata, Mammalia, Carnivora, Felidae. The record is from RefSeq and is a predicted model, not a curated record.
GAGGAUCCGCGAGAGUCCCUGAGGCUGCCGGUGUUUGCGGGUCGCGAGGAGCGGGGCCUGCCGGGCGGCGUGUGUCGCGAUGCCGGAGCUGGCUGUGCAGAAGGUGGUAGUUCACCCCUUGGUGCUGCUCAGUGUGGUGGAUCAUUUCAACCGAAUAGGCAAGGUUGGAAACCAGAAGCGUGUCGUUGGUGUGCUUUUGGGGUCAUGGCAAAAGAAAGUACUUGAUGUAUCCAACAGUUUUGCAGUACCUUUUGAUGAAGAUGACAAAGAUGAUUCUGUCUGGUUUUUAGACCAUGAUUAUUUGGAAAACAUGUAUGGAAUGUUUAAGAAGGUCAAUGCCAGAGAAAGAAUCGUUGGGUGGUACCACACAGGUCCUAAACUACACAAGAAUGACAUCGCCAUUAAUGAACUUAUGAAGAGAUACUGCCCUAACUCAGUACUGGUCAUUAUUGACGUGAAGCCAAAGGACCUGGGACUGCCCACAGAAGCAUAUAUUUCAGUGGAAGAAGUUCACGAUGAUGGAACUCCAACCUCAAAAACAUUUGAGCACGUGACCAGUGAAAUUGGAGCAGAGGAAGCUGAGGAAGUCGGAGUGGAGCACUUGUUACGAGACAUCAAAGACACUACAGUGGGCACUCUUUCCCAGCGGAUCACAAACCAGGUCCAUGGUUUGAAGGGACUGAACUCCAAGCUUCUGGAUAUCAGGAGCUACCUGGAGAAAGUGGCCACGGGCAAGCUGCCCAUCAACCACCAGAUCAUCUACCAGCUACAGGACGUCUUCAACCUGCUGCCGGAUGUCAGCCUCCAGGAGUUUGUCAAGGCCUUUUACCUGAAGACCAACGACCAGAUGGUAGUGGUGUAUUUGGCCUCGUUGAUCCGUUCUGUGGUUGCCCUGCACAACCUCAUCAACAACAAAAUUGCCAACCGGGAUGCAGAGAAGAAAGAAGGGCAGGAAAAAGAAGAAAGCAAAAAGGAUAGGAAAGAUGACAAAGAGAAAGAAAAAGAGAAGGAAAAGAGUGACGGAAAGAAAGAAGAGAAAAAGGAGAAAAAAUAA